AUGUAUUCCAAAGAACAAAUAACUAAAAUUCGAUAACUAAUCAACAAUUAUUUCGAUAAGGGUGAAGUGUUUGAUAAAUUGAAGAAGAAAAUCGAAAGUGAAAAAAUUCAAAUUGAUGAUUUGGAUAAUGAAAAAUUGACCAAAUUACUCAGAGAAACAAAUCUCAUCGAUAAUCUCAUCUUGGAUAUCAAACAUUUGGAUGAAAUUGAUGAAUUUAGUAAAUAAAAUAAACAACUUACAUUCGUAGACCCAGAUCGUAUUAAUUAUCGCUCAGUUAGUUUGCGUAUAUACAAAGGAAGAGCAUUCUUGGAUUUUAUUGAACCUCAAAAUUAGAAAUUGUAGUUAUAUUUAAGUUUUUGCGGUCAGAGAUUUGCAUCUGCAACAGUUGAUGCCACAGUAGAACCUGAGUUUAACGAACUAUUUUUGUUUGAUUUGAGAACUGAAGCUCAAAAGGCUAAUGUAGAUUUGUUGACUUUAAGCAAAUUAGAUCACCCUAUUGAGUUAUGCGUAAUUUAAAUUUAAAAUGGAUAAAGAAAGUUGUUUUCACAAAAAUUAAUCGAAUGGCGAUUUCUAUUAUGUUAUGGCAAUAUUUCAUUGAAUAUAGAACUUCCAACUACUUAUAAUACAAAAAUGCAAAAUGAAAGGAAGAAUCAUGUUGGUAUACUUCAAAUUCAUUUGGAAUUAUUACCAAAAACUGGGUUAGUAUUGCUUCCAGAAAACAUAGUGGUUUCAUAACUUUCCAAAGAGAAAUCUGUGAUCAAUUAAAUAUCUGAUAGAUUUCAUACUUAUGGCAAUGCUUGGUGGAAUGAUUUUAAAGAACUUAAAUUAUCUGUUCGACCAAUUAAAUUGUAUUCAGAAUCUCAAGAUGGAAUAUGGAGACCAUCUAGCACUUUUAUAAGGGAAUUACAAAGUGUAAGAGGGAUCAUGAGUCCUAAUCACGCUGCCAGAUUUGUAAGUCUGAUACCCAUGAAGACUUCGGAUAGAGGACCAUCUGGAGAUCGAUUAGAGGUUUGGCAUAGGUUUCCAACAUUUUUAGCUUUGAAAGGUGGAGAUUUUGAGGACCAUUGCUUAUUAUUGUGCUCAUUCUUUCUUGGGUUUAAUUUAGAUGCAUAUGUUGUAUUCGGUUCUACAGCUGAUAGGCCUCAUGGAUGGGUUAUGACGAGAUUACAGAAACCAAAAUAGCCAAAUUAGAAACAGGCUGAAUAUACAUACAACUUCUGGGAACCUUUGACUGGUCAUAAGUUUCAACUUAAUGAUCCCAAGGUUCCUUAGUUAUAUAAAAGAAUUGGGUGUAUUUUUAAUCAUAAGUGUUUUUAUGCAAAUAUCUAAGAAAACGAUUCUGUGCUAAGAACUGAUCUCAAUAUCGAAGACUAUACUAAAUGGAAGGCUGUUGAUCCAAAUGAACUUAGCCUAUUAAAACCACAAAAUUUCUAAUUGAUCUUAUUGAGAUAAACAAUGCAUGCUGAUGAAUUGGAACCGAAGUUAGAGUUAUAACUCAGGGAAGCCAUAGGAAGCUACAGAAAAAUAAUUAAUUUGGCUACUAGAUAUGAUGAAAAACUGGGAAGCAUAAUGUAGAUAGCCUUGGCCAAUUAUGAAACUGAAAAGAUCACAGGAUUGCAAUUUGCAUAAACUGAAUUUCAAUCUGCUAUUAGAACUUAUAUACCUGAAGGACAUACAUUUAUGAGUUUUCCAAUUUGUUUCAAUCACAUGAACAUUUAGAAGAUGUUGGAGGAUAUCAAAACAUCUCCUGUUGGUGGAGAAGUGCUCACUGCAAGAGGAGAUCAAACAUACCAUGCUGUUAGAGUGAAGAUGGAGAUUUAUCCAGAAGAUAUCUAUGCUGUUUGGGUUUCUGUCUCAGUAAGAUUUCACAAAAUAGUUUGA
Messenger RNA from Paramecium tetraurelia, 1881 nucleotides. RefSeq lists its product as uncharacterized. The record is from RefSeq and is a predicted model, not a curated record. The transcript is spliced from 5 exons. NCBI's taxonomy places the organism in Eukaryota, Ciliophora, Oligohymenophorea, Peniculida, Parameciidae.